Messenger RNA from Trichomonas vaginalis G3, 664 nucleotides. RefSeq lists its product as uncharacterized. The transcript has a single exon. The record is from RefSeq and is a predicted model, not a curated record. The annotation marks the transcript as partial. NCBI's taxonomy places the organism in Eukaryota, Parabasalia, Trichomonadida, Trichomonadidae.
AUGCAGAACGAACAGCUAAACGAAUUUACUCCAGCAGAGCAUAUUCAUCAGAUUCGCUCAUAUUUCGAUAUCAUAGACAAUGCAGUUCAAAUUGGUGACACUAAUAGAAAAUAUUCUGACGCAAAGAUUCCAUCACAACCUGGAACUGCUAAAGAUAACACAUGGGUAACAUUCAAUCUCUCACCUCCUGGUGAAAAUAUGUUGGACCUUUACAAUACAUUCAUUACGUAUAAAAUGGAAGGUCAAUUUAUUGUAGAUAAAGAAAUUGGUUCAGGUUCCAAUAAAACAAACCCACCAGGAUUUUGGAUUGGUUUCGAUGACGCUUUCUAUGCAGUUGCUGGAUAUCAAAUCCUUGCAAAUGGUCGUAUCGUAUAUUCUCAAGACAACGCAAGAGAAGAAGCAUAUAUAACUUCAAACUCACAAACUACCGAACAAAUAAAGAAAGUAGAUGUUUUCUCAAAGACUCGACAUGAAGAUGUAUGGAGUCAUUCGGGAACAUGCAGAACAGGACAAAUUGUUAGUGGUCCAAUUACAGCAGGAAAAUCAUUUGAUUUUAAGCUUCGUUUAAGAAUUCCUGUUAGAAGAUUCCUUCCAUUAGAAGCUAUUCGAUUUAUUCCAGCUUUUGCAGGAAACAUUCAGCUUAAAGUAAAGUUCAGUAGCGACG